Messenger RNA from Girardinichthys multiradiatus, 3209 nucleotides. It is a transcript of the gene manba, whose product is annotated as mannosidase, beta A, lysosomal. Bases 77 to 2746 code for a protein of 889 amino acids. The transcript is spliced from 17 exons. Gene Ontology annotation, biological process: glycoprotein catabolic process; carbohydrate metabolic process. The record is from RefSeq and is a predicted model, not a curated record. NCBI's taxonomy places the organism in Eukaryota, Metazoa, Chordata, Actinopteri, Cyprinodontiformes, Goodeidae. Gene Ontology annotation, molecular function: beta-mannosidase activity.
UGGGUCACGUGACAAACCCGGAAGAGCCCAUGAUACAACAACAGAAUUCCACCAGCCUGUGCGCACAGAUGCCUCCAUGGCGCAGGUUGUGACUCCUUUAAGCUGGGGUUUGUUGUGGCUGUUUUUGGGAGUUCCAUCGGCUCUUUCUUCAGCAGUGGAGCAGCGACUGGAGCUGAGUCUGAACGGCAAAUGGAGGCUGUCAAACUCCAACGGGUCGCUGCUUCUGCCUGCAGAGGUACCUGGCUGUGUUCACUCCGCCCUGCAGCAGCAGCGAUACAUCCAGGAUCCAUAUUUCAGGUUUAACGAUUUGUUGUACCGGUGGAUUGCCCUUGACAACUGGACAUAUACGACCACAUUUACUGGAUCUCCCCAGAUUAGGAUCAAACACAAGGUGCUUCUUAUCUUUGAUGGCGUGGACACCGUUGCAUCCAUCUCUCUUAAUGGGAUUAUUCUCGGGAAGACGGAUAACAUGUUUCGCAGAUAUGAUUUCUCAGUCAGAGAUCUGCUGAAUGAUGGUGAAAACGUGCUGGAAGUCAGUUUCUUUUCACCGGUCCUCUAUGCCUCGAAGCGGUGGAAAGCUCAUUCUUCCUACACUGUCCCUCCGGAAUGUCCACCAGAUGUCCAGAAAGGGGAAUGUCAUGUCAAUUUUAUUCGAAAAGAGCAGAGCUCUUUCAGUUGGGACUGGGGACCUUCCUUUCCUACUGUGGGUCUUUGGAAAGGAGUUCGACUGGAAGCGUUUGACAUCCUGCAGUUUAUCCAGCUUUCCUCUCUUCCUCUGUACAAUCACAGCUGCUCUCAGUGGAGGCUGCAGGCUGAGCUUCUCGUUGACGUAGUUCAGACAUUCGACGGUAAAGUGGAGCUCUCUAUACCUGAGCUGGACUCCAAACAAACUUUUCAGAUGCGGUUUCUCCAGGGAAGGUUAAAUUACAACUUCACCUUAAACAUCAAUCAGAGCAGAGAGGUGAAGCUCUGGUGGCCCAGUGGACAUGGCGAUCAGCCCUUCUACCUUCUCACGGUCAGGGGAUUCCUGGGGAGGUUUUUGAUCCUGAGCAAAGAAUCCAAGGUGUUUUUUCGCACUGUGGAACUUGUCCAGGAGCCAGUUGUUGGGUCUCCGGGCUUGAGCUUUUAUUUCCGUGUCAAUGGCAGACAAGUUUUUCUCAAAGGGUCCAAUUGGAUUCCAGCUCACUCCUUCCAGGACCAAGUAACACCAGCGAGCUUAAGAAACUUGCUGCGCUCCACUGCUGACGCCAACAUGAACGCCCUCAGGGUCUGGGGAGGAGGAGUGUAUGAACAGGACUUGUUCUAUGACAUCUGUGAUGAACUGGGGAUCAUGGUUUGGCAGGACUUUAUGUUCGCCUGUGCCAUGUACCCCACUGAGGACGACUUUAUUCAGACAGUGAGAGAAGAAGUCGCCCAGCAGGUCCAGCGCCUGAAGUCGCACCCGUCUAUAAUCAUUUGGAGUGGGAACAAUGAAAAUGAAGCUGCCUUGGCAGCAAACUGGUUCAGCAUCCCAGCUUCCCUGAAGCCGAUGUACAUAAAAGAUUAUGUGACCCUUUAUGUGAAUAACAUAAGGCAGAUUGUGCAGGAGGAGGACCCGAGUCGUCCGUUUCUUGUCUCCAGUCCGACCAACGGCGCUGAAUCCGAGCAGGAAGGCUGGGUGGCAGAAAACCCGUACGACCCUCACUACGGAGAUGUUCAUUUCUACAGUUACGUCCUGGACUGCUGGGACUGGAAAACUUUCCCCCGGACACGUUUUGCCUCUGAAUAUGGCUUCCAGUCCUGGCCGUCUUUCUCCACUUUGCAGUCGGUUUCUGUCCAAGAGGACUGGAGCUACAGCAGUGAUUUCACUUCCCAUCGUCAGCAUCACGAAGACGGAAACCAGCAGAUGUUGCAGCAGGCUGCUCUUCACUUUGUCCUGCCAAACUCUACAGAUCCGCUGAAGAGAUUUACAGAUUCUCUGUACAUCACUCAGAUCAUGCAGGCCGAGUGUGUGAAGACUCAGACCGAGUUUUAUCGGAGAAGCCAAAGUGAGGUCAUUGAGGGCAAAGGUCACACCAUGGGCGCUCUCUACUGGCAGCUCAACGAUAUCUGGCAGGCCCCCUCGUGGUCAUCAAUUGAGUUUGGUGGGAAGUGGAAAAUGUUGCACUAUUUUGCUCAGAACUUCUUUGCCCCCGUCCUUCCUGUUGCGUUUGAAGACGACGACACGCUGUUCGUGUACGCCGUCUCAGAUCUGAAUCGUGGCCUGAAGCUCAGAGCUGUGGUCAUUGUGCACUCUUGGUCCGACCUGGAUUCUGUUUGCACGUUGACAUCAAACCUGCUGCUGGUGUCUGGAGGCAGUGCUGUGGCCAUUUUCAAACAGUCUGUAGCCGCCCUGCUGGCAGGGUGUGGUCGCUGCACCCGCCUCACCUGCCUGCUCACCUUCCACCUACAAAAUGAAGAUGGCAUCCAGGAGGGUCCAAACAACCACCAUUUCCUCUGCUCACCUAAAGACGCUCAGGGGCUCCAGAGACCAAACAUUACUGCAAAGGUUCAAGAGGAUGAUUCGGGCUUCACAGUUACCCUUCACUCUGCCGCCGUGGCUCCUUUCGUCUGGCUUGACCUGGGAAACAUCCCUGGAUGCUUUAGCUCUAACGGCUUUCUAAUGGUUACAAGAAAUGCAACCAUCACUUUUGAUGCCUGGUGUCCCACAAGUGUAGCAGAACUGUCCAGAUCCCUCACAGUCACAACUUUAAUGGACGUAUACUGAUCUGAGACCUGACGGUUGAGGUGGAUAUUUCUAGGUAACCGAUGGCCCAAUGGACUCUAGCUCAGUUUUGUCCUUAGUUUCCAAGUGUUCGUCUAAAAUGUGGCACACUUGUGGGACUUUUGAAUGUGUUUUGAUAAAUUGAUCUUGUUUUUGUUUCCUAAAACCAGUGAAACAACGAAUGUAAAAUUAUGAGUUUUACAGUAUGUUUGCUGGAUUCGCUGCUAUUGAAACAGAGAAUUUGGACAGCAGAGCAUCUCAGGGAUGUGGAACUUUUACUGUAGCAUUCAUAUGCUCUGAACUUGUCAGUAGUGCACAAUGACUUUUUUUUUUUGGACAUUUGAUCCUAUUGCAGACUCUGAUGCUUCUCAUCAGGGAUGUUUUGUGCCACAGACGUUUGAUGCUUAAAUUUAGAGAGCAUUGAUGCUUUUUCCUGAUGUUUUCACAAUAAAAAUCUCUCCAUUUA